AUGACUGAAAUAGAUGUACCACAGUUACAGCUGUUAUCGGCAAAUUUGAAACCCGAGGAGUGUGUAAAACUCGUAUUUUUGGAUUCCCACCCUCAAUUAUCAGAUGUACAAAUACGGUGGUUAACACGAGAACAAAGUUGUUUUCGAAGACUUGUGAAGUGGAUUUGUCACUUAAGAACAGUUACAAGAAAUACAUAUACAAUUGUAAACGACUUUCUUGAACGAAUUGGAAGAGGAGAUUUGAUUGCAUGUCUUGCUGAAUUCAACACGAAAAGUUCAAAACCACGGAAAGUGAUUCGCAACGUUCAGCCAGAUGAUGAAGAAGACUACGAAGAUAAUCAAGCAGUAACACCCAAACCGAAAGAACCAAAAGUAACCAAACCAAUUACUCCAUAUUCAAAUCAGACCAUCGAUAAAAUCAGUGGACAAACUGCAAUCAGAAUAUCGCUAAAAACUGCAGGAAUCAUUCUUCUAUCAACUAUAUCUCUAACUUGUUUCUGCACUCUGUUCAUAAGAAAUAGAUUAGCAAAUUUGUUUAAUAAAGUACGAAGAAAAAAAAAGAAAAGUAAAUUAAUGCCGUUCGAAACGGACAAUAUAGCAGAUGUAUCUAGAAGUUAUUAUGUAAGAAAACCACGUUUAAAAAGGAAAAGAGCACCUUCAUACGAAAUGGUACAUACAGCUACGCAAAAUGAGGUAGCUCCUGUGCCCAGAGAGCCGGAGGAAGCAGCACCAACAGGUUGCUACAAGUGUUACAAGAAGAAGAGAAAGAAAAGUGCGAAAAGAGCUUACAGAUGAACAGUGUAGUUUAAUGAAUAACAAUAUACAGAAUGCCGCACAACUAGCAUGACUCCCGGAAAUGAAUGGUAGUG
Molecule: messenger RNA, 869 nt
Organism: Megachile rotundata (alfalfa leafcutting bee)
Lineage: Eukaryota; Metazoa; Arthropoda; Insecta; Hymenoptera; Megachilidae
Source: RefSeq, a predicted model, not a curated record